This is a messenger RNA of Diplodia corticola, 891 nucleotides long. RefSeq names its product twin-arginine translocation pathway signal sequence. NCBI's taxonomy places the organism in Eukaryota, Fungi, Ascomycota, Dothideomycetes, Botryosphaeriales, Botryosphaeriaceae. The coding region runs from base 1 to 891 and encodes 296 amino acids. The record is from RefSeq and is a predicted model, not a curated record. The transcript has a single exon.
AUGGCCAGUCGGCGCGCUGCGCGCGCGCGUGCCCACACCGAGGCAUACUCGUCCACUACGACAGUCGCCACCCGCCGCCGCGCCAAAGCGCCCACGAAGGCCGCUCGACCGCCCCCUCCGCAGCACCGUUACGACGACGACGACGACGACGACGACACGGACGAGACGACCGACAGCGAGGCCGCCGAGCCCUUCCCCUUCUUCGCGCUGCCCGCCGAGAUCCGCCUGCGCGUGUACGAGCUGCUCCUCGCCGUGCCGGGCGUCGUCGACCUGAACCCGUCAAACUACCGGACCAUACGGCGGCGCACGCUGCCCCUAUUCCUGACCUCGCACCGCAUGCACGAGGAGGCCUACCGCGUCUUCUACGGCACCAACGUCUUCCGCAUCUUCCCUUUACAUGGCCGCUUCUUCCACACCAAGAAGCCGCUCCUCGCCCGCCUUCCGUCCCGCUACCGGAAUAGCAUCGCCCGGCUCGAGCUGCGCCUGGGGCCCGGCUGGCAGGGCCCGCUGCCCAAAUGCUGGGACCUCUCGCCCGAGGGCGCGGAGCGGCUGGGGCUUGCGGACCUGGCUGACGCUCGUUCGCUCAAGGUCUUCGUCGAGUGCGACCCGGCCAGCGACGAGAUCUUCCGCGGCUUCCGGCGCAGCGACGACUUCUUCACCGUGUUUUGCAGUGGGCUGUUGCGCAACUUCUUGCCCCGCGUGCCCAGCAUCGAGGAGGUGCAGUUUGACGGCUUCCCCAGCGUAAAGCAGGAUAGCCCCCUGAUGAAGGAGCUGCUGCUGCAGGUUAGGGGACACGGAAAGCGCGUGACAUAUGGCCCGGAGCGCGGCUGGGCGGACAAAGUAGCUGACUUGGAGAGUGGCAUUGCUCGAUUGCACCUCUGGGCCGGGUAA